This is a messenger RNA of Amphibalanus amphitrite, 2389 nucleotides long. RefSeq names its product alpha- and gamma-adaptin-binding protein p34-like. The coding region runs from base 507 to 1457 and encodes 316 amino acids. The transcript has 6 exons. The record is from RefSeq and is a predicted model, not a curated record. NCBI's taxonomy places the organism in Eukaryota, Metazoa, Arthropoda, Thecostraca, Balanomorpha, Balanidae.
UUUGAUGACAACAAUGAUACGUGACAUCACCUAGGAUCUAUGAUGCAAUGUAAAAUGCAAUCUUCUUGACAUUGUGCUGCAUCAUUUUUAAUAGUUGCUGUUUAGGCGACUCCAAAUUGAAAUGAGUCUUAUUCUUGCCCAGUAGGAACCUUCUGCAACUGACUUUGCUUACAAAUACCAUUUGAUGAUGGCCUCUUGACAUCAUCAUUUGUCUUUGUUUAUGAAGCCUCAGUACGCAGUACGCACCUUAGGCAUGCUCUUGUCUGCUACGAGACUGGCUGUUACUGAAUUACAAUCUGUCAUACUUGUGUCACCAUUUUCUUCUUUGUGUGCACCCAGUCCCAACUACCCUGUUGGCUUCCCAAUCAGUUUCCUUUAGGUAAUCCAGGACUAUGGAUUUUCUAUUUGCACUGUAUGCUGAUGAGCUGUUCUGUUUCAGGAGCUGUGCUGCAAGCAUAUGAAUAUAUUGGCUGGAAAGGACAGGUCAUACUAGGGAAGACUUGUGUAUGGUAGAACCAAAAAUGGUGUCAGACAGUGAGCCAUGUGUCUUUAUCUAUGGUCCAGAGGCCACCAUAGUGAAUAGAAUUAUUCAUUACAUGGCGGGCGCGGGCGCCGAGCGGCAGGAUGUCUCCGACAUGGCCGUCUGCUAUCCGUGGCGCGUCGACAACAAGUACUACACGGCCGACGUGCGUCUGUGCCACGUGCAGCGGAAGGGCCUGCCGGACCAGGCGCUGGCCGACCGCUGCGAGGCCGUCAUCAUCUACUUCAACUCGGACGAGGCGAACGGACUGGACGAGGUCGACUCGAUCCUGACGUUCACCAAGGAGUUUGAGCCGGACGUUUGUAUGCUGGUGUGUGAGACGUGCAGCGAGAACACGCCCGUGUCACGCCUCAGAGCCCAGGAGUGGUGCGUCAGCCACGGCUUCGAGCUGGUCGAGCUCUCCCCCGCUGACGAGGCCGAUCCCGAUGACGACUUCCCCGAGACGACGGGCGUGCAGCGGAUAGUACAGGCGCUGCACGCGCACACCUGGUCCAACCUGGAGAUGAAGGACCACCAGCCUCCAGUGUCCAACAAACUGGUGAACGACGUCACUGCUGAGCGGGUACCAGACAACGGCACCCAGGGCAGCGGGGGCGGGGGCGACGCGGAGACGACGCCGGCGUCCCAGGCGGCCGCCGAGGACGCCGCCACCGCCGCCUCUGUCGACACGCUGGUCACGGAGCUGGCCGGUCUGAUGGGCUCCGGCGGCGGCGGCGACCGGUCCGAGCCCGGCGGCGGCGACCCGUCCGAGCCCGGCGGCGGCGCCGACGACUUUGAGCUGCUGUUCUCCCAGCUGUCAGAGCUGAGGGCGGCCGCCGCGCGCGCACCGCCCCACCAGCGACACGAGAUGGCCGAGCGGGUGGCCAUGGCCUUUCUCCGGUCCAUGGGAGGGGAGGACGGGGAGGACUCGGAAUGAGGACUGCGGGGAGGGGAGGACUCGGAUUGAGGACUGCUGGGAGGGAAGGACUCGGAUUGAGGACUGCUGGGACGGGGAGGACUCGGAUUGAGGACUGCUGGGACGGGGAGGACUCGGAUUGAGAACUGAGGACUGCCGGAGGGACUGGUGACUGGUGAGACGGGGGCCGACCAGGGGCCGCGGGGGGGGGGGGGUGAAUCUGCCUGUUAUCUGUGUUUGGAAUGGAGUCAUGUUAUGUCAGUGAUGGAAACGGUGAGAGGUGACGCUCGUUGGUUGGAUAUUUGUCGUGUUUCGUAAUGGUGCCUAUGGUGCCGCUCAUUGCCCUCGCAAAAUGGGAGGUUUGGCCGUCACUGUGGUGGUCUGAGACCAUAAACAUUAAACAACGUUGGUACGGAAGAACGAAAGUGAGGCGGACCCUCCGCACGUUACAUUUAUGUAUUGUUUGUGACUCGUAGUGGACUGGACGACCACAUUGAAUUCGCCACUGAAUUGUUCCUUCCUCGUAUCGCUGUAAACAUAACUAUAAACUACAGCUUACCGCUAGGUAUCUUACCACGCUUCACGCUACACGAGGGCAUCCUGUUUUUUUAUUUUAUACUUCGUGUCUUCUGCUGGUGCAUUUCAUUUAUUUUUUUCUGCUGCGUUCAACACGCAUCAUGUUCUUUCUCCCUGUGUAGGUAUGUUAAGCCUCGGACUGAUGGUUAUUUGUUUGAUGCUGUAUCGUAUGUUGUGUGAUUAUGAGUUCCAGGAUACUUACGCACCGUAUACCGUGCAUUUACGUGAACUUUGUCGCGUAUACCUGCAACAUGUCGACUAUUUCCGUCGGACCAUACGUUCCACAGGUACACGUUAGCAAUGGGCAUUUUGUCCCGCGGGCUGUGGUAAUACGGUUAGAUGAUACAUAUGUCUGAAAUACACGUGUAUAUCAGUGA